ACUUAAUCACGUGAUCUUGCAACCGAAGUAGAAAGUUGAGUUGCAGCGCUUUAAUAGUAUACACCCAAUUUUUGAAAUCUUACUGUUCGCCUGCGCAAAGUCGAUCAACCUUGUAGUUUAAGUGGAUACAAAAGCGCGAGUUUAUUCAGACGAAGGUUACACAUUCGCAAAAUGAGGCUUUUUCUGGUUGGAUUGUUAGGGAUCGUCUUGGUCUGGAGUUCGCAGACGACAGCAGAUAAAGAGGAUUUCACAAAUGACGAAAUAUUGGAAGCUGAAGUUCGCGCGAAUAAAAAAAGUUUAGUGGAUGAAUACGCUCAUUUACAAGCGUUAUGCGGCGACGUGUGUUCCGGAGAGGAAGGCGACGAUUUUACGGAAUGCGUAGACCGGUGUGAACUUGAUACCCUCAAACAAUUAGAUGAUGUUGGCGAUGAUAGCGAUGAUGACGAUGAUAGCAAAGAUGGCGAUGGUGGCAAAGAUGGCGAUGAUGGCGGUAAUGGCGAUGAUGGAAUUGAUUACGAUCAUGGCGAUGCUGGUGAUGAUGGCGAUGAUGGCAAUGAAGACAAUGAUGGCGAUGAUGGCAUUGCUGACGUUGCCAGAACAAAUGGAGAGAAAAGGGUUCCGAAGCGAUUGCCGUUUAGACAUUGGAGUAAAUAAGAAAAGAUAAUUCGAUAUACAAAAACGAUGUCCCAAAACGACGACGCAUAUAAACUUAUCGCUGGAAAGAAUUUUUUCAAAUAACAUUAACAUUAAUAGCAACAAACAUCGAAACAGCAUUCGAUGUUUUUAUCAAAUAACUACUAGAUAUAUUGCUCAAUAUAAUGUGUAUGUUGUAAAUUUAAAGUACUCUUCGUGAAAAGUACUCUCUACUAUCUUCAUUUCACGGCAGUUUGUAUAACAUUUUAUUAAUAUAUUUUGCUUGUUUAUCUUUGACGCUACUUUUGCAUUUGUCUUUAUGAUUUAAACUGAGCGUCUGUACUUAUUUGUACUUGAAUACUUAUAAUUGUUCCGUUUAGUUUUGAGCGUUCUCAUGAGUUUCAACUAUCAAAAAGGUUAAUAUAGACACAACGUUUGCACACCUAAAAAUAUUGUGUAUGCUUUGAAUCAUCAUACCGUACCAGCAGAUUAAUAACAAAGAAAUAUAUACAUACCUAUUAAAAUCCUCGAGCUUUGUUUCAA
Molecule: messenger RNA, 1176 nt
Organism: Dreissena polymorpha
Lineage: Eukaryota; Metazoa; Mollusca; Bivalvia; Myida; Dreissenidae
Product: trigger factor-like
Exons: 4
Coding region: 172-654 (160 amino acids)
Source: RefSeq, a predicted model, not a curated record